This is a messenger RNA of Auanema sp. JU1783, 1125 nucleotides long. The record is from the annotation of a GenBank genome assembly. NCBI's taxonomy places the organism in Eukaryota, Metazoa, Nematoda, Chromadorea, Rhabditida, Rhabditidae.
AUGUUUUUAACUGUUGAUCUCCGCGAUAGUGAAGGAUUUUCCCACAAGAUCAAGCAAAUACUGUUCCAUGAUCAGGCAACCAUUCUUGAUUUGCGCCAUAAAUUAAAAGAAAAAUUUUUCAUUAAUAAAUCAGAUCAAAUACUUUUUCACAACGGGCAACGGAUCGAUCUCCUUUUCGGAACAUUAGAAGAAAUUGGAGUCAAACAUGGUGAUACGAUUCUGUUGAAACACGAUAAGCUUGAUAUGUGGUUAGUAUGUUGUGAUUUUGCCGGUAAGCUGGCUAAGAAGAACGCCGAGCCUGUGAAAGCUAGACUUGCCAAACAUGCGUCUAAGAUCUUAGUUAUCCUUGAAGAUAGUAAUUUCUUCGUAACUUAUACCUCUUUCCAUGAUAAGCUUGAAGAAUUAUCAGGGAUGUUUGAUUGUUAUGUUAUUGGAAUUGAAGAAAGCAUCCAAAAAGCUGUGAGAGUCUACUUCAAGAAGUUUUUUGCUGAUGAAGCUCUUGCGAUAAAAUUUUCUCCAAAACCCAGCACUGGCGCACAGGGAGGUUUCAUCGCUCACGUUGCUGAUGACAUUUUCUUUGUCAAGAACCAUGCCUUUGUGGAUCGUCCUUCUGCUCAUUCACGCGUCGAUAAGCGAGAAAUUUUUAUCUAUCGUCUCUUGCAUUUCAUUCCAAGUGCCUAUCCAGGAAGCUUCACAUCCGCUAUAGCUUUGCAUAUAGCCACAAAAAAAGUUGAAGGAUUCCAAACACGCGCCCAAAGAUCCUCAUGCCCGUUCACAGCCGCACAUCAAAUGCAAUUGGACUUGAUCAAAAAUAUUUUUUACUUGAGUGACCUCAAUUCAGGGAAUUAUGGGAUAGAUGAAAAGCUUCAGUUGACCAUUAUCGAUUUUGUCGUACUGCCCCAGGAAUGUUGUAUUCACACUGCUUCAAUGUUUGGGCAGCAACUCGACCAUCCUUCACUAAACGUGAUUGUAAAAAACUGGGAUCUGCUCAAGAAUUUUACGGAGGCAACUGAGAGCAUUACAAACGAUUGUAAGCAGAUGAGUAACAUCAUUUGGAGAGAAGGCUAUGAUGAAUUUUUAAAAGUUGUAUUGGAAAAUAUCAAAUUGCUCAAUAAAAUGUUGUAA